AUGACCCUUACUUUUAUUACUAUCUUUUGGUUCACUGUCCAACUUGCCCAAGCUGGCCUGCUCAAGCGAGACCCAGUCGUUAACUGGGCUUCUGUCGCCAGCUCUCGCGGUGACAAAUUGCCCGACUUUAGCUACUGCGGCUAUCGCAACUCGGACUCGGCCCUUCCGACUAUCGGUAACGGGAACAUCGUCCUUCCCCUUCCGACAAAGGCGACCGAUGAUAUUGGUCCAUCUCUUCAGCAGGCCAUCAAUCAAGCAUGGCAAAACGGUGGAGGCACUGUUCGCAUCCCAGCGGGCAAGUUCUACAUGAUAGCCGGCAUUCAGUUGUACAGCAAUGUCAUCGUCAGGGGCACCGGCGAGAAAGACACAACUAUCGUUCUCAAGAGAAAACCUACCAAGCCCGUCUUCACGCUUGGCAGGUUCGGUAUUGCCCCCAAGGCCGAUUUUGGAUACAGGUCCAGGAUCACCAACAGCUACGUGCCGGUCCGGGCUUCCACGGUUACAGUCAAGGAUGCAUCUGGAUUUGUGGUCGGACAGUCUGUUUACAUCGCUCGAGCUGUGACAGAGUCCUGGGUCAGAACUAAUGGAAUGAGUGACUUGGUCAAGAACGGCAACCACCAAGAAUGGAUAUCAGUGGGAACUCAGAUCAUGGCGCCAAACAUCAUCAAGACCAUUAGCGGCAACACGAUCACGUUCAAGAUCCCCCUAACGGACAACCUCAACUCGGUGUACAUGAAAGCCGAAGUCCGGGCUUACACACCUCCGGAGCCAACUUCAGAGAUGGGGGUUGCGAACCUUCAGAUAGAAGCUGGAGCCGACACCUGCUCGGGAACGCGCCUCGACUACACAACUUGCAACUACGCUGCGGUCAGGUUUGCGUCUUGGACGGUUGACAGUUGGGCCAGUGGAUUGAACCUAACCGGCUUCAACAAGUUCUUUGAGAUUCAGAGAGACGCUGCUAGGAUCACCAUCCAGGACACCAUCAUGAAUCGAAACAAGGACAUUGAGGGAACAUCUUUGCCUUCUGACGUUGUUCUCAGAGGCAGCCAGGUUCUCAUCCAAGACCUUACCCAAGUUGGGCUCGACACAGCCAGAUCUUAUACGGUCUCCACUGAUGCCUUCACCCCAGGACCAAAUGCUGUCACCCGCUACGAGACAGAUUCCGGUGACCAGAAGUUCGAGCCUUUUGAGCGAUGGUCCACCGGGUUGCUGGCCGAAGACUCUUCGGCGCCAACUAAGUUCGGGAAUAGAGGCACCACUGGCCGCGGCUGGGCUGUUAACGCCGGUGUCGGCUGGAACUUGCGAAGUGAUGUGACCUUUGAGUCACCUCCACUGGGGAUAAACUGGUGUGUCGGCUGCGGAAGCCCUGGUGACUCGAAUGGGAAUGCAACCUUGAUCCAGUCGGGUAAUCAGGUGAAGCCGCGCAGCCUGUUUGCAGCUCAGCUUCAAGCCCGGGGUGUGAACUGGUAUGAUAGGGGAGGUGAUUGA
Molecule: messenger RNA, 1488 nt
Organism: Fusarium keratoplasticum
Lineage: Eukaryota; Fungi; Ascomycota; Sordariomycetes; Hypocreales; Nectriaceae
Exons: 2
Coding region: 1-1488 (495 amino acids)
Source: RefSeq, a predicted model, not a curated record